AUGAUACGGCAAUCCAAGAAAACCUUACAAAAGAAGGAAGCUCAGACAUUAAUAGACAGUGUUGGGAUCGGAUACAACCAACUUUGGAUAGAGGAGUACCAGAAAAUCCAGACCAAACUGUACCCCGACUACAUUAUCAAGGUUCACACACAACACGAUAUCAAUUACUGUGAUCCAAAUCCAUGUAAAAAUGGUGGAGUAUGUACUGAUGGUAUCAAUGACUAUACAUGUAACUGUGAUAACACUGGAUUUACAGACAAAAACUGCGAAACAAAUAUCAAUGACUGUGAUCCAGAUCCAUGUAAAAAUGGUGGAAUAUGUACUGAUGGUAUCAAUGACUAUACAUGUAACUGUGAUAACACUGGAUUUACAGACAAAAACUGCCAAACAAAUAUAAAUGACUGCAGUCCUAAUAAUUGUAAGAAUGGUGGAACAUGUUAUGAUCGUGUUAAUGACUAUACAUGUGGCUGUGUUACUGGAUAUACAGGGAAGAAUUGUCAGACAAAUAUCAAUGACUGUAAUCCAGAUCCAUGUAAAAAUGGUGGAGUAUGUACUGAUGGUAUCAAUGACUAUACAUGUAACUGUGAUAAUACUGGAUUUACGGACAAAAUCUGCCAAACAAAUAUAAAUGACUGCAGUCCUAAUAAUUGUAAGAAUGGUGGAACAUGUUAUGAUCGUGUUAAUGACUAUACAUGUGGCUGUGUUACUGGAUAUACAGGGAAGAAUUGUCAGACAAAUAUCAAUGACUGUGAUCCAGAUCCAUGUAAAAAUGGUGGAGUAUGUACUGAUGGUAUCAAUGACUAUACAUGUAACUGUGAUAAUACUGGAUUUACGGACAAAAUCUGCCAAACAAAUAUAAAUGACUGCAGUCCAGAUCCAUGUAAGAAUGGUGGAACAUGUAGUGAUCGUGUUAAUGACUACAUAUGUAGCUGUGUUGCUGGCUAUACAGGGAAAAAUUGUCAGACAAAUGUAAAUGACUGCAGUCCUAAUACGUGUAAGAAUGGUGGAACAUGUUAUGAUCGUGUUAAUGACUAUACAUGUGGCUGUGUUACUGGAUAUACAGGGAAAAAUUGUCAGACAAAUAUAAAUGACUGCAGUCCUAAUAAUUGUAAGAAUGGUGGAACAUGUUAUGAUCGUGUUAAUGACUAUACAUGUGGCUGUGUUACUGGAUAUACAGGGAAGAAUUGUCAGACAAAUAUAGAUGAUUGUACUCCUAACCCAUGCCUUAAUGGAGGAACAUGUACAGACAGAGUAAAUGAUUUCACUUGUGCAUGUAAAUCUGGAUUCUCCUCUAAAAGAUGUAAUAAGGCAGCACUUGGAGCAUUAUGUUCAGUUCAAGGUACAGCUUGUGAAGACACAAAUUCUGAGUGUGGGAGUGGAAACAUGUGUGUUUGUAAAAAAUCCUACUAUGAUAACGACGGAACAAACAACAUUGGUGGGUCAUGCAGGCAGAAGGUAGUCGUUGGCGGAAUAUGUCCCAGUCCAACUACAGCUGUACCAAAGACAGCAACAUGUUCAGAAAGCAUAGCUACAUGUGAACUAGAUGGUAGUGACUACAGAUGCUUAUGUCCAAGUACACACUAUGAUGAUAAUGGAGUCAAUGUAAAUGGUGGAAAGUGUGAGAGCAAGAAAAGGCUCGGAGAAGUAUGUCCCCGUACUAGUGCAAUAGGAGAAAGAGUUACAUGUAUUGACUCCAAUGCUAGAUGUCGUUACAGUGGAGGAUCUUAUAAAUGUCUGUGUGAAGAUACGCAUUAUGACAAUUAUGGUACAAGUAAUAUUGGUGGAACCUGCGUAUCAAAGGUUGGACUUGGAUAUAGCUGCCCAAUGCCAGAUGCAUGCCAGUUAUCACGUGCUGAGUGUACAGGCAGUACAGGUGGUUCAGUGUGUAAAUGUAAAACAGAAUAUUAUGAUGACAACACAGAUUCUACGCUUGGUGGAACAUGUCGGGAUA
Molecule: messenger RNA, 1951 nt
Organism: Mercenaria mercenaria
Lineage: Eukaryota; Metazoa; Mollusca; Bivalvia; Venerida; Veneridae
Product: fibropellin-1-like
Exons: 15
Biological process (GO): establishment or maintenance of epithelial cell apical/basal polarity; heterophilic cell-cell adhesion
Cellular component (GO): plasma membrane; protein-containing complex
Molecular function (GO): calcium ion binding
Source: RefSeq, a predicted model, not a curated record